AUGACGCUUGCUUUGCGCACUCGUGCAUACCUUGGCAUCACGCUUUUGGCCCUACUAUAUCUCUUGUGGAAAGGUCUUUUUGGCGGCCUUUUCGGGUUAUUCAGUCCCAGGCAGACAACGUCCGAUCUGGCCGAUGUAGGAUCUGAAUUUCGUCGAGUCGAGUUGGAAACGCAAAGAAUCGAUUUGCCCUUUUUGGAUCUGAACACCUUGAGAUCUCCCCAUUGGAAUAUCGCUGGAGAUGUGGUCAUAGACAACUACAACUAUGUUGCCUUGACCAGUGACAAGCCACACCAAGCGGGCUUACUAUUCAACAAAAAUAGCUUUGAUGCCGAGUCUUUCGAAAUGGAAUUGACUUUCCAUAUUCAUGCUGCAUCCAAGCUCAGCGCUGAUGGAAUGGCGAUCUGGCUCACAGAGAAGCCAUCUUCAAUUGGCGAAGUUUUUGGCGCACGCAGCAACUUCAAUGGUCUUGGAAUUUUCAUCGACACAUUUCGCAAUGGCCCCACUGGCCAUUUCCCAUACGUCAGUGCUCAGUUCAGUCGUGGCGGCUCCGAAUACAAUAAAGAUGACGACGGUUUGAGCACUCAGCUCGGCGGCUGUACUGCCAAGUCUUUGCUAAAUCCAAACUCAGGGAAAACAAAAAUGAAACUUUUGUACUUGAAGAAUGGAUAUCUCUCCGUCCAAUUUAACUACAAUCCUGAUGAAUUCGAUAAUUGGCACAAGUGUUUUACAAUCUACGAUGUUGAUCUUCCUCGGACCAGAUACUUGGGAUUCUCUGCUGAGACAGGAGAGCUUUCUGAGAGUGUUGAGCUUCUAGGCAACACUGUCCACGCUUUGUUCGAGUCUGACCAGGAUGUAUAUAUCGACUCGCCUGAUCAAGUGGAACGCUAUGCAGAAAAAGCAGUCGAGGAGCCUCAAGAUGUACCAACAGACAGCCGGAAUAAGCAUCAAAGAAGAAGAAAGUCUGCUCGCCGUAUGAAGCUUACUGAGGAUCGGGUUCAACAGAGAGCACGCGCUCGCAGAUUAGAGAAGUAUGGUGAUCCAGAUGCCACGUUUGUCAGAAGGUGCUGGUCAAAGUUCAUGAAAGCUGUAAAAAUCACUGUUGCGCUUGCCUUCUUGGCAUGUUUUGGAUGGGUGGUGCGCCUUGUAUUGAAGACACGGCGUCAAAAGCGUCGCUCCACACGCUCAACCGGAAUCCUCAGCUAG
Molecule: messenger RNA, 1203 nt
Organism: Australozyma saopauloensis
Lineage: Eukaryota; Fungi; Ascomycota; Pichiomycetes; Serinales; Metschnikowiaceae
Exons: 1
Coding region: 1-1203 (400 amino acids)
Biological process (GO): endoplasmic reticulum to Golgi vesicle-mediated transport
Cellular component (GO): endoplasmic reticulum membrane; Golgi membrane; COPII-coated ER to Golgi transport vesicle
Molecular function (GO): D-mannose binding
Source: RefSeq, a predicted model, not a curated record